AUGACGAAGACAUACAGUUUUAAAGAAACUGUUCCAGAGACCAUAGCGCCUUUAGUGACAAGCAGCGGGACGGUACAGCCUUUAGAGCCUAUGGAUAAGCAGGCAGACGCUGGCUACGAGCUGCCAAGAGCACCUGGGAGUUUGAAUGUGAAUGCUUUGAGACAAGAUUCAGUGAGGGAUAUUCGAGACUUAGCAGACUAUAAAUACUUGCGUCAUGAUCAGGGGGAUACAAAGUUAAGCGUGCAGUUGUGUAAAGGCAGAGAAGAUGAUGAAAGCAGCUUGGGGGCAUUAGAUAACCCUAUUCAGUUCACCAGAGUCUCUACAUCCUCUGUAAUGAGUAACUCUUCCACCGAAACAUCGGAGAAGGUACCCGACAAGCCCAGGGAUGACACUACUACAACUACUACUGUGUCUCACACUAAAAAGUCUGCUCAAGAUGUUUUUGAUAAUAUUAAAGACUUGCAUACUGAAUUUACGGAUGGUAUACCUCAAGAAGAGAAUAAGGCUGGUUUAUCACCAUUGUGUGAUGUUGCUAAUUCUACUCUCUGCCCAUCAGGACAAUCUACAGAAUCAGACUCAAGAUAUCUUGAUGAUUACGCUAAUAUAACUCGCAGUGUAUUAUCUCUUGAAAAUCGUCCGCAAGAGUUUUCAACCUUGAGUGAAAUUACACUUGACAAGCAGGUGGGAGAUGAAUACCUUCCCAGAUUGAGUGAAGAGUAUCAACGAACUGUUCGUAAGAUGGUGUCUUCUAUUGAAUGCCAGCCUGAUUCGGUGCAGCAGACGGAAGUUGAAAUUGAAAAUAAAACUGAAAAUGGCGAUUCAAAUAAAUAUAACAGAAUCCUCCCACCGACGCCUAGUGCGACUCCUAGUGCGAGCCAAAAUGGUUUUCAAAACACGAAUGCAGGUUUCUCUUCCGCAUCAGUACUUCCUGGAAAAUCACCAUUCAAGACUUCGGCCUCGCCCUUCACUGGUAGUGUUAAAGCACGAUAUUCCACUGGCAUUUCGGAUGUCUCAGUACCAACCACUUCCACGUCAUCACUUUCAAAUGGCGUAGCUCAUGAUAAAAAACCUAGAGGUGGAAGAAUGAAAGGGGUUUUUACAACAUUUGUUCAGAACAUUCGGAGAAACUCACAAUCUGAGAAGCGGAGAUCAUGCACAUCUUUUGUGAAGAUUUCAACUCCUUAUAAUGCUACACACGUUCAUCAUGUUGGGAUUGAUUCAAAAACGGGAGAGUAUACGGGAUUGCCAGAAGAAUGGGAGCGCUUACUAGCAUCAAGUGGUAUUUCUAAAAAGGAGCAGCAACAGCAUCCACAAGCUGUGAUAGACAUAGUCAAGUUUUAUCAGGAUGUUACUGACACAAGUGGUGAGGAAAAAACGUUCAAGACGUUCCCGAUGAAUGUCAGUACUGGUGAUUUAUCGAGCUCUCCAUCUUUCAGAACGCCAUCAAUGUCAUCGACAUCGAGCUUUGAUGGAAAUGACCAAGCUACCAGAACAUUAUAUACCACCCCAGUUCUGCAGUCUCCUGUUGCGUUCGUUGAGCCUUGUCAUGACGAAAAGUUUAUUCCUAGUCGUUCAGCUCCGAAGCCCCCAUCCACAACACCAAAAGCUGAUUUUACAUCCCCAUUGGCUCUGGACUCACACUCAGCGAUGAACACUCCAAGAGUAAAGAGAAGUUCGAGCCAAUCAUCCGGAUUCCUUGGACUUGGAAGAAAAGCUACUUUGAACAAGGGUAAGCACCAGCUCCCAUCAAUUCCAUCGCCUUCAAAAUCUAGAGAUGAAAUUUCUGUGCAGCGAAAGGUGACAACGACACGGCCUCCGCCUCCUGUUCCAAAGGAUUCACCUACAAAAGUUCUUGAAAGGGAGAAGGAAAGAGAAAGAGAGAAGGAAAGAGAAGAAAGGGAGAGGGCGGAGGAAAAGGAAAGGGACCGUGAGAGGGACCGUGAACGCGAACUACAAUCUGCUAAGCGUACACAGGCUGCUAUAGAAAGAAAGAGGGAAGAAAGAAAGAGACGCAACCAAAAGCUUCAAGCAAAACUGGCAGAUAUUUGUUCUCCAGGUGAUCCAAGUAAGAUGUACCGUAAUUUGAUUAAAAUUGGCCAAGGUGCAUCAGGUGGAGUUUACACAGCAUAUGAAAUUGGUACAAAUACAUCAGUGGCUAUCAAGCAGAUGAAUUUAGAAAAGCAACCCAAAAAAGAAUUGAUUAUCAAUGAAAUUUUAGUUAUGAAAGGAAGCAAGCACAAGAAUAUAGUCAAUUUCAUUGACUCUUAUCUAUCUAAAGGAGAUCUAUGGGUCGUUAUGGAAUAUAUGGAAGGCGGAUCAUUGACUGAUGUUGUCACGCACUGUAUUUUAAGUGAGGGUCAAAUCGCUGUUGUGUCUAGGGAAACCUUAAGAGGUUUGCAGUUCUUGCACUCAAAGGGGGUGAUUCACAGAGAUAUCAAAUCGGAUAAUAUUUUGUUGUCAAUGGAUGGAGAUAUCAAACUAACUGAUUUUGGCUUUUGCGCACAAAUUAACGAAUCUAAUUUGAAGAGGACAACGAUGGUUGGUACGCCAUAUUGGAUGGCUCCCGAAGUUGUUUCAAGGAAAGAAUAUGGACCAAAGGUCGAUAUUUGGUCAUUAGGGAUUAUGAUCAUAGAAAUGAUAGAAGGUGAACCACCUUACCUAAACGAAACCCCGUUGAGAGCAUUAUAUUUGAUUGCUACUAAUGGUACCCCAAAGCUAAAGGAUGAAGAAAGUUUGAGUUCUACAUUAAGAAGGUUUUUGGGAUGGUGUCUACAGGUUAAUCCUGAUGCAAGAGCAACAGCCUUAGAUCUAUUAUCGGAUAAACUCAUUACUGAUUUUGCCGAUGAUAUUUCUUCCUUAGCACCGUUAGUGAAACUAGCAAGAGUGAAAAAGAUGGCGGAAAAGGUGGACGCUGCUUCUGACUAA
This is a messenger RNA of Eremothecium sinecaudum, 2925 nucleotides long. RefSeq names its product mitogen-activated protein kinase kinase kinase kinase STE20 (gene STE20). Gene Ontology annotation, cellular component: cytoplasm. Gene Ontology annotation, biological process: protein phosphorylation; regulation of MAPK cascade; intracellular signal transduction. NCBI's taxonomy places the organism in Eukaryota, Fungi, Ascomycota, Saccharomycetes, Saccharomycetales, Saccharomycetaceae. The record is from RefSeq and is a predicted model, not a curated record. Gene Ontology annotation, molecular function: protein serine/threonine kinase activity; ATP binding. The transcript has a single exon. Bases 1 to 2925 code for a protein of 974 amino acids.